Trachymyrmex cornetzi is the source of this 578-nucleotide messenger RNA. RefSeq lists its product as uncharacterized. NCBI's taxonomy places the organism in Eukaryota, Metazoa, Arthropoda, Insecta, Hymenoptera, Formicidae. Bases 123 to 566 code for a protein of 147 amino acids. The record is from RefSeq and is a predicted model, not a curated record. The transcript is spliced from 4 exons.
UUCCGAUCAUCAUUGUAUAAAAGUUGGUCAGCUUUAAAAAAAGGAUUUUGUCAUUUGGCAAUCAGUAUGAUUAUUGGCGUGAUACGCGAUAUACUAGUUGUGUUAUUUAUUUAUUUACAAAAAUGUUCGCGAUUUUCGCACUUGUUCUGUUUUCCAUAGUCUUCGCGUCUGAUGAGAGCUUGAAUAGAACGGAUUUGAAAUGUAUGGGAUUUGCUGUUCAUAACGUAUCUCUUUCCGCAUAUUAUCCUGUGUUUGAGACGGACGAUAAACGUAAUUAUCUAGAUGAUCAAGGAAAAGGAUUGAAGACUCUUCAGGAUUAUCUUGAUGGUCGUACGCGUUACGUUACUGUCGCUGGUAAUUUAAAAUCUGGCAUUCCGUAUGGAACGAAAAUAUGCAUAGAAGAAUUGAAUAAGCAAUUUGGGAAACAAAUUCCCCUGCAGAUAAGGGACCAGAGUGAUUACGAAAGCAAUAAAUUACUUGAUUUCUCGAGAUUGGAAAUUUGCGUCAGGACUGAGGAGGAUACUUACGAUAAAUACCUCAACGAUUUUGUUACUAUCUAUAUAUAAUAAUUACAUAGA